AUGCAUUCAGAAAGGACCCGUGUAUCCUACACGUUGUAUCACGGCACGGUGGUGCACACCCCGAGCUUGGGCCAGUUGCUCAUACAACCAAAGAUGCUUAUCGGAGUAACGCAAGAGGGCAAAAUCGACUAUUUUAGCCACUAUGGCGAACAAGAACAUGCCUUGCACAAGACGCCGCAGGCGUUUUUCCAGUGGCUGUGUGAUCAGCGCGGCUAUGGUCCGCCUCAACCUACCUCUGAUCGAAACCGUUGGGAACACUAUAUUCCUGGAAGAGGGAAUGGUGGAAAUGAUCGGUCAAGACGGUAUGGGUACGACUACGUAGACUUUUCGAAACAUCCGUCCAAGUUCUUGGUGCCGGGGUUUUUCGAUACCCAUAUCCAUGCAUCGCAGUUUCCCAACGCCGGGUUGGGAAGCGAGCUUCCGCUCUUGGACUGGCUUGAAAAGUACACAUUUUCCUUAGAGAACCGUUUCCGGGCUCCGGACGGCGAAGAGCUGCCUAGCGCCCGCAAACGGCGCUUGCAGAUGGCUAACACCAUAUACUCGAGAGUAAUCAAUCGUACUUUGGCCGCUGGAACGACCACUGCCUCGUAUUUCGCAACCAUAGACACCGAUACAACCAACGUCUUGGCCGAUUUGGCCGUGCAGCAUGGCCAAAGAGCUCUUGUUGGCAAGGUUUGCAUGGACUGUAAUCCCACCUACCCGGAGUAUGUAGAGCCCGACGCCGAAGCGCUGGUCCGCGGGACGGUCGAGGUUCUCGAGCAUUGUGCUGGUCUCAAUGUUUCUGUACAAUCUCUGGGCGGCCCCAAAAUGGUCCAGGGUAUCGUGACGCCGCGGUUUGCUCCUCUGUGUCUGGGCGAGCUCAUGAAACGUCUUGGUGCUCUUGCAUCGAAAUACAAUGCUCCUGUUCAGACACACAUAUCUGAAAAUAAGGAUGAGAUCAAGCUUGUGGCGGAUCUUUUCCCAGAGUGCAGUGAUUAUACCGGCGUGUAUGAUGACCAUGGCCUUUUGGGCGCUCUGACAAUUUUGGCCCAUGCGGUGCAUUUGACCAAGCACGAGUGCAAAAAGAUUCUGCAAAAGAACUGCUCGAUUCUGCAUUGUCCUUCUCUGAACACCUUUCUUACGAGCGGCACUGCUCCAGUCAAGAGGUACUUGUACGAAGACAAGAUCAAUGUGGCUUUGGGCACAGACAUCUCCGGUGGCUGCGACUAUUCCAUUCUCUCAGCUAUGAAAGAGCUGAUCAUGGUGCUGCACCACCUCAAAAUGGAUAAGGGCAAAGAUAAGCAGCAACUGGUCGACACAGCGCCAGACAAUGGACUUGUCACAGUAGCAGAUGCGCUCUACAUGGCCACGAUGGGAGGAGCGGUGGCAUGCGAUAUGGGAUCGGAAUUGGGCUCGUUCGAAGUGAACAAAUGGUUUGAUGCUCAGCUUAUAGAUGUGAUGAGCCCAGAUCUGAACAUCGAUGUGUUUGAUUUCCAGGAGCCGGCGCUUGACGACACGGAUAUGGUCGACAAGGUUCGGCAGUUGGUUCAUCGGUGGAUUUUCUGCGGCGACGACAGAAAUUGUGUCAAGGUUUGGUGCAACGGGCGCCAAGUGGUGGAUAAAGAGGAUCGGUGGGUAUAUCUUGGGUAG
Australozyma saopauloensis is the source of this 1629-nucleotide messenger RNA. Its product is annotated as guanine deaminase. The coding region runs from base 1 to 1629 and encodes 542 amino acids. NCBI's taxonomy places the organism in Eukaryota, Fungi, Ascomycota, Pichiomycetes, Serinales, Metschnikowiaceae. Gene Ontology annotation, cellular component: cytosol. The transcript has a single exon. Gene Ontology annotation, molecular function: guanine deaminase activity; zinc ion binding. The record is from RefSeq and is a predicted model, not a curated record. Gene Ontology annotation, biological process: guanine metabolic process.